Chenopodium quinoa (quinoa) is the source of this 1596-nucleotide messenger RNA. RefSeq lists its product as uncharacterized. Lineage: Eukaryota; Viridiplantae; Streptophyta; Magnoliopsida; Caryophyllales; Amaranthaceae. The record is from RefSeq and is a predicted model, not a curated record. Gene Ontology annotation, molecular function: nucleic acid binding. The transcript is spliced from 3 exons. The coding region runs from base 1 to 1596 and encodes 531 amino acids.
AUGACCGACGAUGAUCUGCCGCCACCUCCUCCUCCUAUUAAAAUUGAAUCCAAUUCUCCCUAUUUCCUUGGUCCUCAAGACCGACCCGGGGAUUUCAUCACACCAACUCGUCUAAAAGGCAACAACUAUGAAGAAUGGGCAUCUGAUAUUCAAACCGCACUUGAAAGACGGCGUAAAUCCGAAUUCUUGGAUGGAACAAUCAUGGAGCCGCAACCUCCAUGUACAAAAUCGGACUGGACAGCUAUUAAUGCCAUGUUAAUUUCAUGGAUUACGAACACUAUUGAUGCUAAGAUUAAGUCAUCUCUUUCUAAAUUUCGGGAGGUAAAGCCCUUUUGGGAUCACCUCAAACAGAGGUUUGCACAGACCAAUGGUCCACGGGUACAGCAGCUUCGUUCGUCUCUCGCAAAGUGUGAGCAAACUAAAACCAUGUCUGUGUCGAUUUAUUAUGGAAAAUUACAUGCCCUUUGGCAAGAAUUAGACCAUCACGAGCCCUUGAUUUCUUGUGAUUGUUGUUCAAAGUGCACGGCUGGCCGUAUACAUGAGGUUAGGCGAGAACAAUCUAAACUUCAUGAUUUUUUGAUGGGUUUGUAUGCGGGCUAUUACUCUGCCUUGAGGACUAAUAUUCUGUCACAAGACCCAUUGCCUAGUCUUGAUAGGGCAUAUCAACUCGUGACACAGGAAGAACGGGAGCGUAGAGCGAAGCAAGAAAUUGAGGAGAAGCAGCCAGCCGAGGCAGUUGGUUUUGCUGUUCGUGCUGCUCCUACUGGAGGUCGAGGCAUUAAAACUUGUUCACAUUCCACGGCAGAGUUCGGUCAGGCCUUUUCCACCGAACAAUGGAAGGCUCUUUCCGGGUUUUCGGGUAAUACCAAAAUUUCUGACAACCGCCUAAAUGGUAAGUUCGAUGACACUAGUUGGAUUAUCGAUACCGGAGAAACCCACCAUGUCACCGGUAUCAAGUCAUGGCUAUUCGAUACUCAUACUGUUCACUAUCCCAUGGGGUUACCUAAUGGUGACCAUGUUCUUGCUACUCUAGCCGGUUCUGUUUGCUUGAAUGACAAAAUCACAAUUUUCGGAGUUCUUUUUGUUCCAAAUCUUAAUUGCAAUUUAAUUUCAGUCUCUCAAUUAAGUGAUCAGUUAGAUGUUGUUGUACAAUUUAACUCACAUAUGUGUGCUAUACAGGACCGACUGAAGGAGCCGAUUGGAACGGGUCUUAGGCGAGACGAGCUCUAUUAUCUUAGCAAACCGGAUGUGGUGCAACGUGUGUCUGUGGUUGAAGCUACAUCAGAUUUGGAUCUUUGGCAUAGACGGAUGGGGCAUCCUUCGGAAAGAGUAGUUAAGUUGCUUCCUCACAUUAGCAAUAAUAAAAGUAGUUUAGCAAAAAGAUGUGAUGUUUGUUUCCGUGCUCAACAUCAUAGAGAUAAAUUUCCUUUGAGUGAUAAUAAAGUUUCUAGAAUUUUUGAAAAAGUACAUUGCGAUUUGUGGGGUCCAUAUCGACAUUUUUCGUCGUGUGGAGCUCGUUAUUUCUUGACUAUUAUUGAUGAUUAUUCCCGAGCUGUUUGGAUUUAUUUGUUGAUUGAUAAAACGAAGACAAUUUAA